Messenger RNA from Acaulospora colombiana, 3327 nucleotides. The record is from the annotation of a GenBank genome assembly. NCBI's taxonomy places the organism in Eukaryota, Fungi, Glomeromycota, Glomeromycetes, Diversisporales, Acaulosporaceae.
AUUUUUAAACUGAAAAAAUCUUACCUCAACAGAGUUGUUGCCAUCCUUUUGACCAUAUUCGGACUUGAUGUCGAAGAGGCGAUUGAAGCGUUCAUUCGCAUCUGCAAUACCGUUUUCCCCAAAGAAGGUUGUACACCAUCAGCGAGGGCUACCAUGUUAGAAACAGUUACGAAGGAGUUGCUUGAAGAACGAAAGCUGCCACUGGACCUCAAACUCCAAGACGAUCGAAAUCUACCGUGUGCUACAUGUCAACGAGCCAUCUUGGCCAAUGCCGUCUCCUUCGUUCCUACCCUAGAAGAAGAGAUCGUCAGUGCUGUACAUGGAUACAACAAUCCAACUCUCGAAGUGUUGAAGGAAGCAUUAGAUGUGUUCGGGUCUAAUGCAUACCUUUCGUGUCUGCUGAGCCUUGGAGCAGGCAAGGGCAUUAUCAAGUCAUUCGGAGCAGGUGCCAGUGGCGCUGGUGGAGCCGCAGGAGCACCUAGAGAGGAUUCCCCAGAGACGGGAAAGAAUGAAUCGAACAACCCUAUGUCCAUCCUAGAACAACUGACGACAGAUGGAGAGAGCAUCGCUGAGGAGGCCUCCAGGCGUAUCGGGAACCUCGGUGUCUAUUUUCGUUUCUCAGUCACUCGAGGGUUGGAUUUUGAUGACCUUGCGGCUCAGCGUAAUGGUGUCAGUACAAAAUUUGGAGAAAUUAUCGCACACACGACUGGGUAUCUGUUAGAGAACACUACGAGCAACUACCUUGACAAGGCUAUUGCUUCGGCAGAGCGGCCAAGCACCAUUAGCCUGGAAACGAUCAGCCUCAGGUCUUCACAUGGCCUACCACCUUUAUCGUCCUUCUUCAUUAUGAGAGAAGAGCCUAUGAAGUUCCUUGUAGAAAUGUUGCUCGAAACUGAAGAAGACAGUCAGAGGAUUGUCGUCUUGUCCGGUCUCGGCGGUAGCGGCAAGACCCAGAUGGCUCUCAAAUUCGCCAGGGAUUAUGAACAUCGUACCACCGAGAACAUUGAAACUGCACUGGUUACCCAUGUCAGUUCUCUGGGUCGUGAAUACGAGUGUUCAUCAGUCAACGAUGCCCUCGAUAUUCUAGCCGAACCAGAUCAAGUCAUCACCCAGGACUGGCUUAUCAUCUUCGACAACGCGGACGACCCGAAUAUUGACCUCAGGGACUACUUUCCUACAUGCGAGCAUGGCUCUAUUUUGAUCACAACCAGAAACUUGAUGCUUGGGGAUCUAUCAUCCCGAAGACAUCUCGAACUUGAUGUCAUGUCCCCAGAAGAGGCUGUCGAAACACUUCUCAUAACAGCAUUUACACAAGGAGAGAGUCCUACCGAGGAGGACAAAAAGGAGGCUUCGGUAAUCGUCGAGCAAUUGGGUUAUCUUCCCGUCGCCAUCACUCAAGCUGGAUGCUAUAUUAGACAACAGAAGUGUUUGCAUGACUAUGCAAACCGCCUCAAAGCCAAUCGACGCAAGCUCCUCGAACGACCCACUCGCACUCAUAGAGACAAACUCCGGUACCGCCACAGCGUCUAUGCAGCCUUUGAUGUCACUCUUGAAGUGCUCUCUUCCCGUGCUCGCGACUUUCUGCGAAUCCUUUCCACUGUCCACUUUACCAACUUCCCACUCCCCUUGAUUGGCGCAGCUGCUAAAGGAGGCUUCGCAUUUGAAAUCAAUGAUCUCCUAGAUCGGCCAUCAGAACACCAAGAGACAAUCUCCCUUCUGAAGGAGACAUUUUGUCCGGACGGUGAAUGGGAUAAUGAUCAGAUUACGGACCUUCUGGAGGAGCUUCAGCAAUACUCGCUUGUGGUAGUUGUCGCCUCGGCCACUAUUGCUACCCUUCGCUUCCAUCCUCUAGUUCACUCUUGGGCCUAUGAUAGACUAACGGAAAAGGAAGAAAAAAUGUAUCAAGCGGCCGCGGUCCGGCUUAUAGCUUGUGGGACCGAUUGGGUCCAUGUCUCCUUAUUCGACUAUCUGUCACCCCAUAUCUACUCCCUCUCUUCCAUAUGGGAUAAGUUACAUGUCAAUGAUCGGUCUGCGUUUGCCCGUAUCAUCCGAUAUGAUGGCAAAGCGGACAUGCUCUUCCAAUUGACAAAGGAUAUUUGCGAUGAGGUGGAGAAGGUAGCUGGAAAAGAGUCUGUGCGUGCAACCAGUGCAAGGCUAGACUUGGCCGAUGCAUAUGGUAUGAUCGACGAUGACAAGAAGAUGGAAGAAAUGGAGCGGGAGGUUGUGGCUACUCGUGAAGCCAUUCUCGGCAGGGAGGAUCUCAUCACCAUCGAGGCCGUGUCGAAUCUUGCGUCGACUAUUGAAGAUGAUGACAACCGGCUUGAAGAGGCCUUGGCCCUUCGAGAGGAGGUCUUGAAAGUCCGCAAAGAAAAGCAUGGAAUGGAUCAUCAGGAUACAGCAGAUGCCAUGGCCUAUCUAGGUCAAACCUAUCAUCGUUUGAAGCGAUAUUCGGACGAAGAGCCACUUCUGAUAUCAGCCCGUGAAAUUAGAGCCAAAGGUUUGGGCCCAGCUCACCCGUGGACCAUCGAUGUAAUGGUCAGCUUAGCCAAUUGCUAUACAGAUUGCGACGAUUACGAUAAAGCGGAAGCCAUCCAAAAAGAAGUCUUACAACUGGAAACCAAACAGCUUGGAGUCAAGCAUGUCGAGACCGUCAAGACCAUGGAGUGGAUGUGCAGGGCAUAUUAUAAUCAACGAAAAUACGCCGAAGCCGAAAAACUAGGCGAACAGGCACUGAUCCUUCGAAAAGAAAUCAGCGGCCCUCGAGAUGACGACACUGUGAGCUGGAUGGAUUGGCUUGCGCGGGUGUAUCAUGACACAGGCAAAUUUGCUGACGCAAAGCGACUCCGAGAGGAGGAGAUUGAGUGCCGAAAGGAAGUUGUGGGCGAGCAAAAUACAGCAGUUCAUGAUGCCAUAUCCUGGCUUGUAAGCGCAUUACACAGCCUGGGAGAGUAUCAAAAACACGAAGAACUUGCCAAACAGCUUUUGGUUGGUAGAACUGCUCUACUGGGAGACAAACACGUUGAAACUCUCAAUGCAAAGAGCUGGCUGGCACGAGCGUACCAUGACCUUAAAAGGCACAAGGAAGCUGGAGAACUACGAAAAGAAGAAUGGGAGGUCCGGUGCGAAGUUCAAGGGGAGCGGCAUAUCGAUACGAUCAAUUCUCUUGGCUGGCUUGCACGGGCCUACCAUGAACAAGGCCGACAUGAGGAGGCAGCAAGUCUGAGAGAGAAAGAACUUGAACAAAGAAAAUCAGUUCAAGGAGAACGUCAUAUCGACGCCGUCAAUACUCUUUCAUGGCUUGCAAGAGCUUACCAAGAGCUCAAGAGG